AUGGACGUCGGCCUUUCUGCUCCUCAUCAAGAAGAUUCUCCAUUUGCCAUUUCAACCGGAGUGAUUCACUCACAGCGUCCGAAUAUGUUUGGCCACACUCUUGGGUCGGUGGGAGUGAAUCCUGGUGAUUCUGGUGGCGGUUGCUUUAAUCAAUCAUCUGGCUGUUUGGUUGGAAUCAAUGUUGGGUGCGAGAAUGUUCCUAUCAGUCUAGAGAAGGAUACUGGUGCUCAGAUAUAUGACAAAAUCUCGUCGAGAUAUGCUGCCAGAGCUCAUAUUAUCCCCAUCGAUAGCUUCCAGUUUGUUUAA
Messenger RNA from Batrachochytrium dendrobatidis JAM81, 306 nucleotides. RefSeq lists its product as uncharacterized. The record is from RefSeq and is a predicted model, not a curated record. Bases 1 to 306 code for a protein of 101 amino acids. Lineage: Eukaryota; Fungi; Chytridiomycota; Chytridiomycetes; Rhizophydiales. The transcript has 2 exons.